Molecule: messenger RNA, 251 nt
Organism: Hypanus sabinus (Atlantic stingray)
Lineage: Eukaryota; Metazoa; Chordata; Chondrichthyes; Myliobatiformes; Dasyatidae
Gene: mreg
Product: melanoregulin
Exons: 2
Biological process (GO): melanosome transport
Cellular component (GO): melanosome
Source: RefSeq, a predicted model, not a curated record
CGAGACGCUCCUGUACUUCGCCCAGGAGGCCCGGAGGCGACGGUCGGAGCAGACCAACCUGUGGAGCGAGCCCCACGACACGUCGCACACCGAGAGGGACGACGAUCGGGAGCUGUUCAACAUGCUGCAUAAGCGAUCCAGGAUGCGCAGGGGGUCCCAGGAUUACCGCCGGCUCAGCCUCGACAUCCAGUCCGUCCGGCAGGAGCGCAGGGACGUGCUGGGCAAGUGGAAACUGGUCCUGGAGAGCCUGG